CUCUCCGGGUAAACAGCGAUGGCUGCCGAGGAAGGAGGCGGAGAGCCCGACAACAACAUGGGGAAUCACCUGCAGCUCCUACCCGCAGAGAGUGAGGAAGAGGAUGACCUUGAAAUGGAAGUUGAAGAUCAAGAUAGUAAAGAAGCUGAAAAGCCAAACAUUAAUUUUGACACCAGUCUGCCAACAUCACAUAUGUAUUUGGGUUCUGAUAUGGAAGAGUUUCACGGGAGAACGGUGCAUGAUGACGACAGCUGUCAAGUGAUUCCAGUGUUGCCCCACGUGGUGGUGAUGUUGAUUCCUGGACAAACCUUGCCUCUUCAGCUUUUUCGCCCUCAAGAGGUUAGCAUGGUGCGGAAUUUAAUUCAGAAAGACAGAACCUUUGCUGUUCUUGCAUACAGCAAUAUACGUGAAAGGGAAGCACAUUUUGGAACAACAGCCGAAAUAUAUGCCUACCGAGAAGAACAGGAGUUUGGAAUUGAAACAGUCAAAGUGAAAGCAGUAGGAAGACAGAGGUUCAAGGUGCUUGAAAUAAGAACUCAGUCAGAUGGAAUCCAGCAGGCUAAAGUACAAAUCCUUCCUGAGCGAGUGCUGCCUUCGACUAUGUCAGCUGUACAGCUGGAGUCUCUCAACAGAUGCCACAUAUUUCCUUCUUCCAAACCUACAGCAUGGCAGGACCAACAUAUACAUCAAUGGUGGCAGAAAUAUCAAAAGCGGAAGUUUCACUGUGCUAGUUUGACUUCUUGGCCUCCAUGGCUCUACUCUUUAUAUGAUGCUGAAACCUUAAUGGAAAGAGUCAAGUGGCAACUACAUGAGUGGGAUGAAAAUCUUAAAGAUGAAUCUCUUCCAUCAAAUCCAAUAGAUUUUUCUUACAGAGUUGCUGCUUGCCUGCCAAUUGAUGAUUCAUUACGUAUUCAGCUGCUUAAAAUAGGAAGCGCUAUUCAGCGACUGCGGUGUGAAUUAGAUAUUAUGAACAAAUGUACAUCUCUUUGUUGUAAGCAAUGUCAAGACACAGAAAUAACAACUAAGAAUGAAAUAUUCAGUUUAUCCUUGUGCGGACCUAUGGCAGCAUAUGUGAAUCCUCAUGGGUAUGUCCAUGAGACCCUUACAGUGUACAAAGCCUGCAACUUGAAUCUGAGUGGCCGACCUUCUACAGAGCACAGUUGGUUUCCUGGGUAUGCAUGGACUAUAGCCCAGUGCAGAAUUUGUGGGAAUCACAUGGGGUGGAAGUUCACAGCUGCUAAAAAAGAUCUGACUCCUCAAAGAUUCUGGGGAUUGACCCGAUCUGCUCUCCUGCCUAGAAUUCCAGAAGAUGGCUCAGGCAACGAUAGAACACCAUUACUUUGCCUGUAAUCUAGUAACCUGUUUUUGGAAUGAAUAAGCAGCUGCCAGUGUCUCUCAAUUGAACGUGGUCAGUGCUGCUUCUGAUGCUUGCUUAAAUAAGUUUUUUUUUAAAUGAAAGCAAAGAAAAAGACAAGCAUCGUUACAUUUUGGGUUUGGUGCACAGACAAGGUACUGUUGUUUCCAGAUACACUGGGAAUUGAAGGUUGUGUCUUAAAAUUUGACAACUGGGAAGAGAAGUACAGUGAGAGACCUGCAAAUGCAUCUGAUUCUAGGAAUGUCAGAUAAAUGCUGAAACAGAUUACUCAAACUUGCCACCGUAUAAUUUAAGAAGAUAUUUACUGCUAUUGAAUUAAGGUAAAAG
Messenger RNA from Emys orbicularis (European pond turtle), 1702 nucleotides. RefSeq names its product cereblon (gene CRBN). Gene Ontology annotation, biological process: protein ubiquitination. The record is from RefSeq and is a predicted model, not a curated record. The coding region runs from base 19 to 1350 and encodes 443 amino acids. NCBI's taxonomy places the organism in Eukaryota, Metazoa, Chordata, Testudines, Emydidae. The transcript is spliced from 11 exons. Gene Ontology annotation, cellular component: Cul4A-RING E3 ubiquitin ligase complex.